GCGGCCAUUGCGCGCCUGCCCGGGUGCAGCCGGCGUGGGAGCGGCCGCUGCCCGCCCCGGAGGGGAGCGAGGGGCUGCCUGCGCCUUCCUCGCCAGCUCCGCAGGCAGCCGGCUGCAGGUGGGGCUCCGUCGCCCGGGUCUCCCCGGGAGCGCCUCGGGCAGGGAAAGUUUCUGGCUUCUUUCUUUCCUGCCCCGUCCCUCUUUCUCUCUCCUCCCCCUCUCUGCUCCCACCGGCCUGGUGGCACCAUGACGGCGUCUCCCGACUACCUGGUGAUCCUCUUCGUGACCACGGCGGGCACCAACGGAGUGAGGCUGGGCUCGGAUGAGCGGGAGCUGCUCCAGCUCCUGUGGAAAGUGGUCGACCUGAGGCGUAAGGAGCUGGGGCACCUGCACGAUGUGCUGGUCCGGCCUGACCACCCUGAGCUGACCGCGGAGUGCCAGGAGGUCAUCAAGGUGGACAUGGAGAGCCUGGCGCUGGCUCCACCGCUGGAGCAGGCGCUGAGACAGUUUAAUCAGUCUGUGAGCAAUGAACUGAAUAUUGGUGUAGGUACUUCCUUCUGUUUCUGUACUGAUGGGCAGCUGCACAUUAGGCAAGUUCUGCAUCCUGAAGCUUCCAAAAAGAAUAUCUUAUUGCCUGAGUGCUUCUACUCCUUUUUUGACUUGCGAAAAGAGUUCAAGAAGUGCUGCCCUGGCUCACCUGACAUUAGCAAACUUGACAUUGUGGCCAUGACAGCAUAUUUAAAUCUUGACAAGAACAGCCCAGCGCUUCCAUAUGGAGCCUCUCAAGUUGAAGACAUGGGGAAUAUUAUUUUAACACUAAUAUCUGAACCAUACAAUCACAGGUUUUCAGAUCCAGAAAGAGUGAAUUACAAAUUUGAAAGUGGGCCUUGCAGUAAGAUGGAACUUGUGGACGAUAAUGCUGUAAUCCGAGCAAGAGGAUUACCAUGGCAGUCAUCUGACCAGGACAUAGCAAGAUUUUUCAAAGGCCUAAAUAUUGCCAAGGGCGGUGCUGCACUCUGUCUCAAUGCCCAGGGUAGGAGGAAUGGGGAGGCUCUUGUGAGGUUUGUAAGUGAAGAGCAUAGAGAUCUAGCGCUACAAAGACACAAGCAUCACAUGGGGAAUCGAUACAUUGAGGUAUAUAAGGCAACAGGUGAAGACUUCCUUAAAAUUGCAGGAGGCACUUCCAAUGAGGUUGCACAGUUCUUAUCAAAAGAAAACCAAGUGAUUGUCAGGAUGCGAGGUCUUCCCUUCAAUGUAACAACAGAAGAAGUGCUUACGUUCUUCGGCCAGCACUGCCCUGUCACAGGAGGAAAGGAGGGAGUCCUGUUUGUCACGUACCCUGACAGCAGGCCGACAGGGGAUGCCUUUGUGUUGUUUGCUUGUGAGGAAUAUGCACAAAAUGCACUGAAAAAACAUAAGGACUUGCUGGGGAAAAGGUACAUUGAACUCUUCAGGAGCACUGCAGCAGAAGUUCAGCAGGUGCUGAACAGGUACUCUUCCACACCUCUCAUUCCUCUUCCAACACCACCCAUCCUUCCAGUAUUACCUCAGCAGUUCGUGCCUCCCACUAGUGUCAGAGACUGCAUACGUUUGCGUGGUCUUCCCUAUGCUGCCACUAUCGAGGACAUCCUGGAGUUCUUGGGGGAAUUUUCUACAGAUAUCCGGACCCAUGGAGUUCACAUGGUACUAAAUCACCAGGGACGUCCAUCAGGAGAUGCUUUUAUUCAGAUGAAAUCUGCAGAGCGAGCUUUUUUGGCUGCACAGAAGUGUCAUAAGAAGACUAUGAAGGACAGAUAUGUUGAAGUUUUUCAAUGUUCUGCUGAGGAGAUGAACUUUGUGUUAAUGGGGGGCACUUUAAAUCGAAAUGGCUUGUCCCCACCACCAUGUAAGUUACCAUGCCUUUCACCCCCUUCCUACUCCUUUCCCACUCCUGCUGCAGUUGUGCCGACAGAAGCUGCCCUGUAUCAACCGUCUGUGCUCCUGAACCCAAGAACACUCCAGCCCUCCACAGCGUACUACCCUGCUGGGGCACAGCUCUUCAUGAACUACACUGCCUACUACCCCAGUAUGCAGCAGAGGAUGGACUUGUACACACAAAUGAUCCGACCAGGACAGUGUCCAAAGAAUGGAUUUGCAUUUAAAGGUCCCAGCAGUUAGACUUGCCUAGAGAAGAUUCCUCCAAACUUUUUGAAGUUUUGAACAAAUGCAGCAAGCCUAGAUGGAAAUUUUGAUUACAUUCCCACUUUUGCUACUGGGGCAAGCCAACUGUGCUGAAGAAAAGUCACCAGAGCUUUGGAAAUCAGCAUAUGGACCUCUAACUUUUUUAAAGUUAAUACACUAUUUUCACAGACACACAAUCACUGUCAUCAGACCACUACGCCCCUCACUGAGAGCACAGGUGAUGAAAUCACUCAAGUCCUUGAGGCUUUCUUGCUGAUAGAGUAUUAAGCUGCUCUUAACACGGAAAACUUAGCCUGAAUCUACUACUUUUUCCGAAAUAUCGAAAAGGCUUUUUACCUAAUUUUGCACAUGGUUUAAAGGUUUUUUUUAAAUAUGUAUUUUAAGACCUCUAACUGUGCAUUUGACAUUUUUAUAAAACAUUGUUUUCUUGUCUUGUACAUAUUUGUCUGAUUGUUCUGGGCAAAAGAAGCCCCUCUGUACUUUGACGUAUUGUUCUACCCAGGCAUAUUUUACACAGCACAGAAUGGUUAGGGAAGUAAAAUGAAUUACCUAAAGAAAAAUGCUGUAACUUUAUAAAAUACAAGAAGUGCAGGAUGUUAAAUACUUUGUUUCUGAUUCUUACCUUGUAUGCUGCCUAUAUGUACUCAGGUAUUUAAGUUUUAAACAACUUCUAUGGGUAGAUAUUUACAAAUUUGGUCACACUGCCUCUUAAGAAAAUACGUGCAGUUAACUUCACUCACAUGCUAUAAUUUUUCUUUCUACUUUCUGCUCUGCACACCCUGCUCAAUGUUUAAUCUCCUAUCUAAGAGAUAUAAUCUUACUCAUCCAAUCUAUUCUGAGUGAGGUUCUGUAGGAAGAAGCAGUACAGAAGCUGGUGUCCAGGUCCUAGCAGUUAUCUAACAGGGUUUGUGGGUAGCUUGUGUGUUCCCUGUUCCCUGUAAGAAGUAUGCUUUGCACCACAGCUGCUAGCUUAGCAAAGAAAAUAAUUAGGUUUUUCAGGCUAAAAGACAUGACAGAGGACCUGUCCCAUUUAUGUUGAAAACAAAUCUUGCAGAAUUGGGGAUUGUAAACUGAUCUGGUUUUGAAAUUGGGCACAAGCAACCCUUGUCAAAGGUGUGUUAUGGGAUAUCUUCCACAUGAGCCUGUCACUGCUAAACAAGAUAAGGUAUUUGGCAAACCAAGCUGUCUCACUAGUUAAAACACAAAAAUCCACAAAAAUCUGCUUGGGUAUACUACCAGAGCUUGACUGGGGACUGCAUUUAUUCUACAGACUUGUGUUUGUGCUGCUUAUGGGAAGGCACAGCCCUGAGGCAGAAAGCUCAGGUGUAACCAGGCUGAGGGCUGCUGCAUCCCAAAGUUGAUGCCUCUCCUUGAGAGAGGUGCCUCAGGUGCUACUUAAGUGUUUUACUCCAGGACUCUCCAAAAUGCUGCAGCAGUCUGGCAGGGAGAGCCUAGACACUAGGACGUGAGCCUGGCAGGGAGUGCCCUUGCGGCUGAUCUUAAACUCAGGUUUUGCCUCUCUUGUUUUCUUGGGAGCCUCUUAAAUGCGUCCAUGACUUGGUCAUGCAGUGAUUGUGCCUGGGCCCUGGAGUGGGGAACCAUCUUUUCGGUAUUCUCACAUGAAGAAAACAAGGGUGUUGCAACAUUUCAGCCUGAGAAGAGCCUAAAUCUAUUUUAUAAUUGACUGUAGUGCAGGGGAAGUCCACUGCCUCCACUCCUCGUUGCAUCUCCUGCGGGGCGGCCUUGUGGAGGCCCCCAUGCCCCAGGGCCUGCCUCCCCUCCUCUUCCUCCCUGGCCUCUCCCCAAACCCAGCAAAGGGACACAGUGAGAGCAGAAUUUUGGAAGCAGUUUUGUGAUACUUGCUGCAUUUCUGGGGAGGCUCUCAGGGAUCCUGAACGAUUGAGAUAGUGUUUCUGUAGAGCAUUCUUGGUGUUGGAUGCUUACGUUCUUCCUGAAGGUGUAUUUAGUUACCUUAAGCCCUAAUCCACAAUAGUUCCUCAGUAUCUAUAAAAGUAAGUACAAGGGAAAAAAGGGGACAAAGUAGGAAAACCUGUCCAGUCAAGGUGAGCGAUACUAGAAAUAAGGCUAAUAAUAUAAAAAAAAAAAAAAUUUUUUCUCCCUUCAUUUUUUCCCCUAUUCUUCCCUCUCCUUUUUCCUAUGUGCCCCCCUGAAAAAUAUGCAAAAUCAGUAAUUUAGAUUUAUAUUUUCUUGAAGCAAACUUUACACUGUUGGUGUCUGAUUAUUUGACUAGAUAUUUCUCUAAAUCAUUGCUCUGUAAACAUGAAGUUACGCUGAGCAGGAUUUUCUACUGUUGCCUCUCAGAGUAAUAGGUGCAAAUUAUUUUUAAAUCGUAUUUCCAACUUUUUCUUUCUUGAAAGAUGAUUCUGCCUUUAAUUUUGGAGCACAAUGUUAAAUUAAUAGGCCAAGGAAAAGUUGGUCUCUAGAAGCCACUUGGGGAACGAUGGCAGAGCAGAGUGUUUGCUUAUUAACUGCACGGGAGCGCUCCAUCUGUGCAAAUACAGAUAGGGCAUGGCUGGGUGGGAAGCAGUAGGGCAGAAAAGGAUUGGAAAAACAGAUCACAAAGCCUGAAUGCGAGUAGGAAGAAUGAAAUGCUUUUGAGAAGAAAAGGCAACGCUCACAGCGAGUUGCAGCAGUGGCGGCUUUGUAUGGAGUGCGCUAGGAGUUUUUCUAGCCUUCUGUGCGGUGCUGGUAAGACGUCGGCAAAAUGUUACAUCUAACGAUUAGCACAGAAAUUGCAGAAAGAUAUGGACCAACCGAAGAGUGAGCAGAAGGGACGUGUGACUUGAAAACAAGCUCCCAAGGGAAUGGAGGUGUCGGCAUUGGCCGGUUUGGUGAAAAGGAGAUGGAGGAUAGAUAUGAUAACAGUAUGUAGAAACUGGGGCUACAAAGAGAAAAGGAAUACAUUCUUCCUGUUGUGGAUAGGACCAGGAGAGAGGGACCGAACUACAGCGCGGUGAUUAAGGGCGAACCUGGAACAAGCCCUCUAGGAGCAAGGGCAGUUAGGUACUGCUCCGGCUGCCUGGGGAGGCGGCACUGGUCCAGCUGGGCCCCCUUUGCUGUGUGGGAACAGGCCGGGGGCCCUCUGCAGGCCCCCUCCAGCCUUAUCUUCCAUGAUGAGACCACGUUCUUCAUAGGACCUUGUCCUCAGGUUUUGUAAAGUAAGAUACAAGGUGUGAAUCUGUCACUCAUGUGUUCAGAUGUGUACAUAAUAUGUAAUAUGAAGGUAAUAACUGGAAUUAAUCUGAAAAAUGAUUGUGAAAAUAUAUAAUUUCUUAAACUCUGUUUAAAAUUAUUGUAUUAUGUGGAGGAAAUUUACCUUCUGAACUGCAGUCUUAGUAAAGCCUGUAUUUAAAUUAGGUGGUUUUAUAUGUUAAAAAAAUAAACAAACAAAUUAUGGAUGCAUACUA
Messenger RNA from Dromaius novaehollandiae (emu), 5609 nucleotides. RefSeq names its product epithelial splicing regulatory protein 1 (gene ESRP1). Gene Ontology annotation, molecular function: mRNA binding. The record is from RefSeq and is a predicted model, not a curated record. The transcript has 15 exons. Bases 247 to 2157 code for a protein of 636 amino acids. Lineage: Eukaryota; Metazoa; Chordata; Aves; Casuariiformes; Dromaiidae.